This is a messenger RNA of Linnemannia hyalina, 1734 nucleotides long. Lineage: Eukaryota; Fungi; Mortierellomycota; Mortierellomycetes; Mortierellales; Mortierellaceae. The record is from the annotation of a GenBank genome assembly.
AUGAGCCAUAUCGACAAGCCAGAGGUCAUGGGUGCGCCUGCCGAGGUCCUUACCCAGGUGCGCAACUCUGCUCCAAUCUCCAGGAUCUUGGAUCCCUCCCGCUGGUCCCGUAAGGAAUACAUGUUCCUGACCGUUGGUGUCUUGGUUCAAGCCUUUGUCUACUCGUUCGAGGUCAACAUGAUGUACAACUGCCUUCCCUACGUUACCAACAAGCUCCAAGCUACUUCGAUUGCCAGCGUCUUGCCCACCAUCCUUCAGAUUCUGUCUGCAGCCCUGGUUCCCUUCUACACCAAGGUGUCUGAUGUCUUUGGGCGUGCCCUGCCCUUGACCGUCGCCAUGGUCUUCUACAUCGUCGGCUAUAUUAUCCAGGGCACCACUAAGACAUUCCUCCAGCUUGCUCUCGGACAGAUCUCCUACGGUAUCGGCUCCACCGGCAUGCUUACCCUUACCCAGGUCUUGAUUGCUGAUACUACCUCCUUGCUCAACCGUGGUAUUGUCUUUUCUCUCUGGGAUCUCCCGUCGGCCAUGAAUAUCUUCGUCACCGGUGUGUUGACCGAUCCUUUAACCAGUUAUCCCGGUGCAAACUGGCGCAAUGUUUACAUCAUCGUCAGUGUCCUCUCGGCAUUUGGUGCCAUCGCUGUACUGACUCCCCUCUGGUACUUGCAAAGAAAGGCUCAGAGCAAGGGUGUUACCAUGGAGCGCCGCUCGAUCGGCUGGCUUUUGCACGAAUUCGAUGUCGUUGGAGCUGUGUUGAUUACCCUUGCCAUGUCACUUUCGUUGUUGCCCAUGAUCCUCGCCAGGUCGUUCGAGGGUAACUGGCAGAACCCCAAGAUUUUGGGCAUGUUCUGCACCGGUAUUGUCUGCUAUGGUCUCCUCGUCUUCUGGGAAGCCAAAUACACCAACCGUCCUAUUAUGCCCAUGCGUAUCUGGACCAACCCCACCUGCUUCGGAGGCUUGGUCGUCAUGUUCUUUAUGACCGUCAUGGCUGCCAUGAACUGGCAGUACUACACCUAUUACCUUAUGGUCUCUCGUGAUUUGUCUCUCCAAAGUGCAACUAUGCUCGAGCGUGGCUACCAGGUUGCCUACUUGGUCUUCCAGACCAUCACCGGAUUGUUGAUGAAGCGCUUCAAGAUCCUCCGCCCUUUCAUCUGGGUCGGUAUUGUCGUCCACACCAUCGGUAUCGGUCUCAUGAUCCCCGCCCGUGCUCCCGAUUCCGCGGAUGUCUUUGUUGUCCUCUCCCAGACCAUUGUCGGUGCUGCUGGUGGUAUGGCCAACAUUGCUGCCUCGGUCGCUGUUACCGGUGCUGUUGACCGCAAGGACGUUGCUGUUGUCAUUGGUGUGACCCAGAUUCUUGGUUCCUUCGGAAGUGCCUUUGGUAGCGCUUUGGCCGGAGGUGUCUGGACCCAGUACUUGCCUAAGCGCCUUGAAAAGCACGUUACUGGUCCCUAUGACGAGUUCCUUGCUAUGAACGAUGUCACCUACAUUGCUGGACUGGACCCCAUUACCAAGCGCCAGAUGAUUGAAGCUUGGGGUGACUCGCAGAAGCUGAUGUCGAUCAUGUCUGUCUCCUUGGCCGUCUUUGCUUGUAUCUCUACACUCUUCAUGAAGCACAUCGAUCUCACCAAGGACCAGAUGGCCGAGGAGCUCGAGGUCGAAGCCGCAGCCGCCGAGGGCAAGGAGGAGAUCAUCGAUGAGCCUGGCACCACCUACAACGAGAAGAAGGUCAUCGCCUAA